CGGCGGUUUAAUAGCGGGGGUCAGCUACAACCCCCGCAAAUUUCAUUAAAUAGCGGGGGUUUACAUGUCCGACACAAAUAAAAGAAACUAGCGGGGGUUUGGAACCUCCACCAUCUAGGAAACAAAAAAUAGCGCGCAACUUUUCCGUCACUCUUUUUUUUGGCUCUUUUUGCUCUUAUCUUUUCCCCCUCUCUCAAAACCCUCUGCCUCUCUCACUACUUUUUAUUUCUUCCGCAUUUUCCUUUUCCUUUUCUCACCGUGAACCAUCCCUUUUUGCCACCAUCCAAACCACCCCAAAACCCCAUCUGAAACAUACUUGAAACAACCAAAAACAGAAUACCAAACCGAUCCGUAGCCCACUUAAUUUCACCCCAAAAUCACCAUUGUCACCACCUUCGUUUCCACCAAAAAUCAGCACCAAACACCCAGUUUUCUUUUCCGGCAAGGUUCGGAUUUCCCACCAAAGAUUUCGUUCAGUCGAGGUUUCCGGUUUGUUUUAUUGUUCAUUUCAAAUGCUGUACUUAUUCCUCAGAUUCGGUAAUCAGAAAGCUUACCUUUGAGGUUCUUCUUCAUAUUUUGAUCGUUUUGCUGCGUGUCUUCACUGCUCAGUUUAGGUGAUCUACACAGUUAUUAGGUGAUAUUGUUGCACACUAAUCUAAUUUUUUAAUGGAUAAAAUUAAAAAGCGUUCUAGGUCGCAUUGGAUUGUAGACGCAAUAGAUUCAGAAGAAAAUAUCAGGAAACUCAGAGUGAAAGUUAAUGAAGUGAUCAAUUUAACGUGUGAAGAACGUAUUGUGGUUGAUUUUGAUUACUUGGAUGAACCAUUUGGAGAUGGACGCGGCCUUCUUUCACGCUUUUGUGGAAUUUUGGCGUGUGACUGCUCUUUAUUUCCAAUCAACUUUGAGAAAUGGUUAAGUUUACCUAUUUCAUACUUCAACCGCGUCUUCGAUCAAAUUAUAAAGCCCAAGUUCUUCUUUAGGACAACCGAGUCAGUUGCAAUGGGACAUGUCUAUAAAUCUAUUGGAAAGAAGUGGGCUGCAAAUAAAAAUAACUUGUGGAAGACACAUGAAGACCUACUUAAAAGUAAAACUGAGAUUAUUGAAAGUGUGCCGGAUGGGAUUCCACGUGAUCAAUGGAUUUCUUUUGUUGAUUACCAAUAUAAAGAUUCAACAAAGGCAAUGCGAUUAAGAAAUGCUGAAAAUCUAAAGAAACAGACUAUACCACACACAGACGGCUCCAAAGCCAAUGCUACGAGAAGGGCUGAAAUGAUGGCUCAGACUGGACAAAGGCCUGGACGCACAAAUAUACCUUGCUACACAUAAGAAUCAAGAUGGAGUAUAUGUUAAUGAAGCAACAAAAGAAAUAUGCGAAAAAAUUGAGUUAGCUUUAAGCCAAAGCACCAUAGACGAGUCCCAAAUUUCGCGAAAUGAUGCCGUCGACAAGGUGCUAGGAGAAGAGCACUCUUGGAAGGUGAGGUUCUUGGGAUUAGGACCUGUCCCCAGUAAAGUUUUUAAAAAAGCAAGACCUCGUUUCAGCAGUACAAGUGCUUCAAGAAGUGAAGGUUCAUGUUCGUCCCAAUGUCAACAGAACCAUAAGAAAAUGAUAAAUGCUCAGGAAAAAAUGAUGAAUGCUUUCAAGGCAUAUAUGAUAAUGAAAGAAGGGACGAUACCAGAACAGUUUGCGGGGUUCUUUGCUUCUUCUUCGGCGGUUUCUCCUACAACACCAAGUGAUGUGGCGAGUGGAUCCCUUUCGCCCAUGGACGCAAGAAGAUCAUGCGGUGAUAGUAAUCCUAGUGACAACCGUUGAUUUCAUUGUAUUGUUUGGUAGGAACGGAUGUUAGAAUGCUGGAGUGAAUGUAUUGUGUUUAAAUUUAGUUUUUGAGUGAUCUGAUAAUGCUACUUAAAUUUUUAGUUUCAAAAGCUAAUGGUACUUUAUGAUAACAUUUGUGAUUUUAAGAUA
Messenger RNA from Lycium barbarum (goji berry), 1957 nucleotides. RefSeq lists its product as uncharacterized. The record is from RefSeq and is a predicted model, not a curated record. The transcript has 9 exons. Lineage: Eukaryota; Viridiplantae; Streptophyta; Magnoliopsida; Solanales; Solanaceae. The coding region runs from base 667 to 1320 and encodes 217 amino acids.